UGAACAGGAAGUGACGUGAUAAGUAAAUAGAGGCGACUAGCUAUUACCGUCGCCAGACAUUGAUGCGGAGAAAGCGGUGAAAAAGGAACCAUUUGCGGGUUUAUGCGCGUUGCGGUGGAUUGCGUGUGAAAGAGUUUCAGAGUCGAACGAAGGAACCAAACCAACAUGUCUUCAAUGUUUUCGGACCUGGACUAUGAAUUGGAAGAGGACAAGCUGGGGAUUCCCACUGUGCCCGGCAUUGUGUCCCUGAAGAAAGAUGCCAACAAUCUGAUUGGAAUCAGCAUCGGCGGCGGCGCUCAGUACUGCCCAUGUCUCUACAUCGUCCAGGUCUUUGACAACACGCCGGCGGCUCUUGACGGGACGCUCGCGGCAGGGGACGAAAUCACAGGCGUUGCUGGCAAACCAGUGAAGGGAAAAACCAAAGUGGAAGUAGCAAAGAUGAUUCAGGCCGUUCAGGGUGAAGCCACAAUCCACUACAACAAACUGCAGGCCGACCCCAAACAGGGAAAGUCUCUGGACAUAGUGCUGAAAAAAGUCAAACACCGGCUGGUGGAGAACAUGAGCUCCGGCACGGCUGACGCGCUGGGCCUCAGCCGGGCCAUUCUGUGCAACGACGGACUGGUGAAGCGGCUGGAGGAGCUGGAGAAAACGGCCGAGCUGUACAGAGGGCUGAUGGAGCACACCAAGAGGCUGCUGCGUGCCUUCUUCGAGCUCUCUCAGACUCACAGAGGGUUUGGGGACGUUUUCUCAGUCAUCGGCGUUCGGGAGCCUCAGGCUGCAGCGAGCGAGGCCUUUGUGAAGUUUGCAGAUGCUCAUCGCAGCAUCGAGAAGUUCGGCAUCCAGCUGCUGAAGACCAUCAAGCCUAUGCUUCAUGACCUGAACACCUACCUUCACAAGGCCAUCCCCGACACCAAGCUCACCAUCCGCAAGUACCUGGACGUCAAGUUUGAAUAUCUGUCCUAUUGUCUGAAGGUGAAGGAGAUGGACGACGAGGAGUACAGCAGCAUCGCCAUGGGAGAACCUCUGUACCGAGUGGUGACGGGGAACUACGAGUACCGGCUGGUGCUGCGCUGCAGGCAGGAGGCGCGGGCCCGAUUCGCCAAGAUGAGGAAGGACGUGCUGGAGAAGAUCGAGCUGUUGGACCAAAAGCACGUCCAGGACAUUGUGUUCCAGCUGCAACGCUUUGUGUCCGGCAUGUCGCACUACUACGACGAGUGCUACGCCGUCCUGAAGGAGGCCGACGUGUUCCCCAUCGAGGUGGACCUGUCGCGCACCAUGAUCAGCUACAGCAGCCCGUCGCUCACCUACGCUGAAGACGAGGAAGAGGAGGAGGAGGCGGGGGGCAGGAGCGGCGCCGACCUGCGGGUGGAGAACGGAGGGGAGAAACUCAUCGAUGACCAAUGAGUUUGUUUACACUGGAAUCGAGAUGGAGCAGGAGCCGUGCCUUCUCCACUACCAUCCUAGCACUCUGGUUCAGGCUGACCUCGCCUGUGCGCAGCUCACGCCAUCUGGUGGUCAAACUGGAGCAUCACACUCGGGGGUGAGCGUCGGCACCAGAACCAGAUCAUUGCAUUUAAAACACUAGAAAUUGAAGAGAACCACUGAGUUGCUCUUGGAUCACUGCACUUCUCCUUGAUUUCUGCUCCACCUGGAUGGGCCUGCUGCCACCCCGCCCCCUACCCCCACAUCCACCCACACCCCCAGCCCUGAGCUGAGACUCGUCAAUGCUUCACAUGUUUCUUCUGCCUGAUCCAGAGAUGCACAGUGACUUUCCAAAUGACCUGCUGAACUCUCCCAUUACCAAGGCAUUGAGGGAGGAGUUCAGACUCUGAAGGUCAUGUGACACUAAGUCGGAACAGCAAGACUGUGCGCUGAGUUUAUUUUGUAUUUAUUUUCUGCCAUUCCAUCUACUGUCUAAAUGCAAUGUACCAUUGUGUGUGUGCUUUCAAUGGUCUAUCAAGUAAACAGACUUGUGUG
Molecule: messenger RNA, 1977 nt
Organism: Synchiropus splendidus (mandarinfish)
Lineage: Eukaryota; Metazoa; Chordata; Actinopteri; Syngnathiformes; Callionymidae
Gene: pick1
Product: protein interacting with prkca 1
Exons: 13
Coding region: 166-1404 (412 amino acids)
Biological process (GO): positive regulation of receptor internalization; intracellular protein transport; dendritic spine maintenance
Cellular component (GO): synaptic vesicle; postsynaptic density; neuron projection
Molecular function (GO): phospholipid binding; protein kinase C binding; protein domain specific binding
Source: RefSeq, a predicted model, not a curated record